AUGGUCCACGCAGACGCAUCGGAGUCUAGAGCACCUGAACCUAUGCAGAACGGAGGGACAAUAGGAAGCUCGACCAUGGGCUCUUCUAAUCAUAGUGACCCAGCAGAUGAGAAGCGCGAUGCAUCCGCCGUAUCCCCUGGAGCUGCCGCAGUCCAGACGUCAGACGAGGAAAGCUGCAGUAAGAUCGAGCCCGAGAAGGCAAAAGCAUCGAUCAACAACAUCUCGUCCGUGCCCAAUGGAGGCACACUCGCUUGGCUGCAGGUUCUCGGUGCUCAUUUUCUCUUCUUCAAUUCCUGGGGAAUCGUCAAUACUUUUGGCUCGUAUGAGACAUUCUAUGAGAGGGACUUCCUGAAAGGUACAACGUCCUCUGCCAUUGCGUGGGUGGGCUCCCUUCAGGCAUUCCUGCUACUCUUUGUCGGUGCCCUUACGGGUCCUAUCUAUGAUGCUGGCUACUCGCGCGAACUCAUCAUCGGCGGCUCGUUUUUUCUCGUCUUUGGCCAGAUGAUGUUGAGUUUGUGCACACAGUACUGGCAAGUCUUGCUGGCUCAAGGGUUCUGUAUCGGUAUCGGAUGCGGCUUGGUCUGCGUUCCCAGUACGGCCAUUCUAUCCCAGUACUUCACAACUAAAUUAGCCACUGCUGUUGGCUUUACGGCUUCUGGUAGUAGCUUUGGUGGCAUCAUCUACCCAAUUGUCUUCCACCGACUGGAACCAAAGAUCGGCUUCCCAUGGGCCACGCGUGUACUCGGAUUCAUCAUGCUCGCUACGCAGCUCAUUUCUAUCACGGUCAUGAAGGUACGAGUCGUGCCAGAUAAGAGACGCGCAAUCAUGGACCUCGCUGCAUUUAAAGAACUGCCUUACUUUUUCUUCAACGCCAGCGUAUUCAUUGCCUUCAUGGGUCUCUACCAGCCCUUCUUCUACAUCCAGACCUUUGCAAUCAAGAACGGCAUCACUACUGAAAACCUUGGUUUUUAUAUCCUUGCCAUCAUGAAUGCCGCCAGCGCUUUUGGCCGCAUCAUACCUGGCAUUCUAUCCGAUAGAAUCGGACCUAUAAACGUCAUGAUUCCCUGCGCUUUUAUAUCCGCAGUUCUAUGCUUCUGCAUCAUUUCCAUCAAGAGCGUUGCCGGCCUACUAGUUCUGAUGGUUUUAUAUGGCUUCUUCUCAGGAACAUUUGUUUCUUCGCCAACUGCAACCAUCGUCAGUAUCUCCACUCACAGUAGAGGAACGAUUGGAACUAGACUGGGUCAAUCUUUCGGUAUUGUUUCAUUUGGUCUCUUAAUCGGCACACCCGUCGGUGGCGUUGUGUUGGGCAAACACGGCUUUCGCAACCUAUGGGUAUUUGCUGGCGUCUUAAUCGCCGUUUCCGGCGUGGUGCUUAUUCUCACCAGGAAGUUUCAUAAAGGGUUAGGUUUAAUGGUAAAAGCAUGA
Messenger RNA from Ophidiomyces ophidiicola, 1425 nucleotides. RefSeq lists its product as uncharacterized. The coding region runs from base 1 to 1425 and encodes 474 amino acids. The record is from RefSeq and is a predicted model, not a curated record. The transcript is spliced from 5 exons. Gene Ontology annotation, cellular component: fungal-type vacuole membrane. NCBI's taxonomy places the organism in Eukaryota, Fungi, Ascomycota, Eurotiomycetes, Onygenales, Onygenaceae. Gene Ontology annotation, biological process: transmembrane transport. Gene Ontology annotation, molecular function: transmembrane transporter activity.